AUUCCUUAGCACAAAAUCAAUAACACGUUCAUUCUUCCAACCAGAAAGAGGUACCGCUCGCUACGUACCAUUCCUUCUUUCUUAAGUUGGUUCUUUCAAUUAAACAUCAGGUACAUGAUGAUCUCUACAUGGAGAAAGCGAAGAGCAGCACGACUAGCUGGCAAGCAGCGGCUAGAGAGCGAAACGGGAGACAUUGAGGUGACAGUACCGAACCAUUUUCGAUGCCCGGUAUCGCUAGACUUGAUGAAAGAUCCGGUCACCAUGUCAAGUGGGAUUACUUAUGAUCGUGAGAGCGUUGAGAAGUGGAUAGAGGCUGGCAAUGUGACCUGCCCCAUAACAAACAAGGUCUUGAGGAGCCUUGAUCCGAUACCAAAUCACACAAUACGUAAAAUGAUUCAGGACUGGUGCGUUGCGAAUAGUUCUUAUGGGAUUGAAAGGAUUCCAACGCCUAGAAUUCCUGUGAGUUCUGAGGAGGUUUUGGAGAUUCAUUCCAAAAUUAAAACAGCUUGUAGAAAAGGAGAUCAAGCUGGGUGCCAAAAUCUGGUUGCCAAGAUUAAGGCACUAGCAAAGGAGAGCGAACGUAACAGGAGGUGCCUUGUGGCUACUGGAACGGCUGGUGUUUUGUCAUCUGCUUUUGAAGAGUUUUCAAAAGCUUCUUUCAAUGAUAACGUUGCAGUCUUGGAGGAAAUACUGUCAGGUUUGGCGGUACUUUUGCCUCAUGACAAGGCCACGACUUACCUUGGCUCAGAUGCAUCUAUGGAUUGCGUUGUGUGGUUCUUGAAAAGUGAGGAUUUGUCUACGAGAAGAAAUGCAGUCCUGGUGCUAAAAGAGCUCGUUCCAUUGGAUAAUAGAAAAGUAGACACGUUAUUAGAAAUUGAAGGAACCAUGGAAGCUCUGUUUAAGCUAAUUAAGGCACCCAUUUGCCCGUCUGCAACAAAAGCUUCAUUGCUGAUCAUUUAUCAUAUGGUCAUGUCGUCGUCUCCAACAAAUGCGAAGAUCAUAGAUAAGUUUGUUGAUUUGGGUUUGGUUUCAUUGCUGCUAGAAAUGCUUGUAGACGCGGAAAGAAGUAUAUGUGAGAAGGCGUUGGGGGUUCUUGAUGGAAUUUGUGACAGGGAUCAAGGGAGAGAGAAGGCAUACAAUCAUGCUCUCACAAUACCAGUUCUAGUCAGGAAAAUACACCGAGUCUCAGACUUAGCAAUGAAGUUCUCCGUCUCUAUUUUAUUUAAGCUCUGCAUGAAUGAGAAGAGAGGAAAUGGCGGUGUUCUUGUGGAAGCUAUUCAAAGAAAUGCUUUUGAAAAGCUUUUGGUUCUCUUACAGGUUGGCUGUGAUGAGAGAACAAGGGAGAAGGCAACUCAGCUGUUGAAGUUGUUGAAUGUUUAUAGAGGCAGAGUGGAUUGUAUUGAUUCUGUGGAUUUCAAGAACCUCAAGAGGCCCUUCUAAAUCAAGGCAACAGCCAGUAUAGUAGUUUUGUAGACGAGGGUGUUAGGAUCUACAUUUGAUCAUGAUAUACAGCUUCAUGUGCAAAAUACAAAAAUCUUACUGUAAAUAAUUAAUUAUAGCAUUCUAGAUUUUGGCCCAAA
This is a messenger RNA of Populus nigra (black poplar), 1580 nucleotides long. RefSeq names its product U-box domain-containing protein 21-like. Bases 115 to 1440 code for a protein of 441 amino acids. The transcript has a single exon. Gene Ontology annotation, molecular function: ubiquitin protein ligase activity. Gene Ontology annotation, biological process: protein ubiquitination. NCBI's taxonomy places the organism in Eukaryota, Viridiplantae, Streptophyta, Magnoliopsida, Malpighiales, Salicaceae. The record is from RefSeq and is a predicted model, not a curated record.